AUGUUCCAAAGUAUCCUGAGGUCGCUCAGCGGCUCUUUCGCCGAUCUGGGUAAAUGGGAGCCCACGGCUGACCGUUCCGAGGUGGCACUUCGGAGUGGACUUGAGAAGUCCCUUCUUUUCGUCCUGUGCUCAUCGGCAAUCAUGGGCAUUUCCGCGAUGACCCUGGGCAUCAGCCAACAGCCAAUAUACUGUGACCGAGGACUGGCGUUCUGGAAUGGCCUCUUGGGAGCCAUUCUGUUGACCUUGGCUGCCGCCUGCUCUGCUGCCUUGUUCUUCGAAACACAAGCCGUUAAAUUGAUGGCCAAGCUCAUCUGGACGAACUGUGAAUCAAGCUUCUUCGAGUUUGGAUCCACCGCUUUCAACGUCGCGGCCUGCGUUGCAGCCUGCCCGAUAGUUGCACUGUUGUGGAUCAUGCGUGGAUAUGUUGACCUUACAUCCUCCCCAACUUGCCGCAACACUGCUGCUCUUCUCUACGGUGGAAGUCUGACCAACAUUGCGCUGACUGUCAGUGCGCUGUCGUUCGCGGCUUUGAUGAUCAGCUACUACGUUGCCUCAUCAAAACGCUUCUACGAUAUUGCCAUUCUAUCGUGCAUCUGCGACCCGAUUUCGAUCGCUGUGGAGGGCGUUGCUGAACGCCUGCCGGAGCCGCCAAGAAUUCGAUUCCCCGAAUUCGUUCCUUCCCUCGACGAAUGCGUGGCAAAGCUGCCCUCAUACGAGAAUACAAGAGCUUUCGUUAAGAGACUCGUCGACGCUAUCACCCCCGUCUCCCUUCCCCACAGAGUCUAUUCUCUUAUGGAAACACGGGUCUACUAA
Molecule: messenger RNA, 813 nt
Organism: Eimeria necatrix
Lineage: Eukaryota; Apicomplexa; Conoidasida; Eucoccidiorida; Eimeriidae
Exons: 8
Coding region: 1-813 (270 amino acids)
Source: RefSeq, a predicted model, not a curated record